Molecule: messenger RNA, 868 nt
Organism: Cydia strobilella
Lineage: Eukaryota; Metazoa; Arthropoda; Insecta; Lepidoptera; Tortricidae
Gene: Leb3
Exons: 1
Coding region: 57-842 (261 amino acids)
Source: RefSeq, a predicted model, not a curated record
CGGACUACAUUACAUAAUUAGUUUGAGUUUAACAUUUGUGUUGUACGCAACUCAACAUGUUGAAAGUACCUCUCUUGCUCGGAGUAAUUCUGGUGGUAUUUGUGGCUGAGUCAACCUGCCAGCGGUUUAUUCAGCCAACAUAUAGACCGCCGAGACAACGAAAACCUGUCAUACGCCGGGUCCGGGAAGUGGGUGAACUGACACCAAUAGUGAUAGACAAUGUUUCAUACCUAUCAUUAGACGAAGUGGAAUUACUGGAAAGGACUGUGAGGAGCUUAGACUCGCCCAGUGCGAAACGCGGAGGUGGCAGCCAUUCGACGUCAUCAGGAAGCCGUGAUACCGGAGCCACGCAUCCGGGAUAUAACCGUAGAAACGCACGGAGCCUCGACUCACCCAGUGCCAAGCGAGGCAGACGUAACACACGAGAAAUUAGACUGCCCGGUCAUCUCAAUCCUCUCAGGCCGAAGCCUUUGUACCCGCGACCAAGUGUUCCAGCACCAGUACCACGCAUUCCCAUAUAUGCCAGAACUGCUCGUGAUAUUCAAAUCCCUGGAAUAAGGAAGCCCACGCACCGUGACGUAAUUAUUCCGAACUGGAAUCCCAAUGUCAAAACGAAUCCUUGGGAUCGUAUUGGGGGGAGAGGACGACAUGGAAGGAGCAUUACCGAGGUUACUAAUGAUAUCGAAAUUGUAGAUGUCCUGCAUGAAAGAGUUGCUAGAGACAUUCAAAUUAAUGGUCUGCCGAGGAAGCCUACGCAUCGCGAUGUGAUAAUUCCGAACUGGAACCCCCAUGCUCGCACCAAGCCGUGGCAGUCGCUUGGAGGGGCUGGUCGUGGUCAUUGAUACUAGGAAGUGCUAAUUAAAUCUAA